UAAAGUUAAAGUGAAACCCCGGCAGCUCAGCAUCAACAGACAGCAGCAUUUACUGAUUUAUAACUCCGACUUUAUUACAGAACUGUCACGUUGACUUCAAAUAGGUUCUAUAAAAGACACAGACAGCGAACUCUCAACCCCCCGGGAAAGAAAGUUAUGGCACACAACGAGGUGGCAUUGAAUGGAACUCAAAUUUCCUACAUUGGACAUGACUGUAAGGACAUUCCAGAAUCUCUGGGAAACACAUAUGGUCACAUGGCAACACGGCUGGAUCUGAGUUUCAAUCAGCUCAGGUCACUGGAAGGCCUUCAGAUGUUCACUGCACUAGAAGAACUGGUUGUGGACAAUAAUCUUCUUGGAAAUGACCUCAAGUUGCCCAGGUUACCCAAGCUCCACACCCUAAUGCUCAAUAAGAACCAGCUGACUGAUAUCGAGGCCCUGCUGGAGCACUUGGCUGAUGUGACCCCGUCACUGGAGUACCUAAGCCUGCUGGGAAAUGAGGCCUGCCUCAACCAGCUAGUCAGCCCGGAUAAGGAUGAGGACGACUAUCAGAGAUACAGGUAUUAUGUUCUUCACAAGUUGCCUCAGCUGAGGUUUCUGGACACCAGGAAGGUAACCAAGAGAGAAGUGAUGGAGGCGAUGACAAGAGGAGCCUUCAUGAAAGUGGUCAGACCCAAGUCCGAAGUGCUGUCAAAGGAGGCCCGAUCUGAGAGUGACACACUGCCAUAUACUCCUCUGCCCCGUGAAUCCAGAGAUGCCAGAAACCACAAAGGGGUAUUUGCCAAAUGUCACUACGUCUACUACGGCAAGCACUCGGAAGGUAACAGAUUCAUCCGAAAUGACCAGCUCUGACAGACGGCGCUUCAAGCUGUAGCACCUACGUAACUGUAUGUUACCAGAAGGAAAGCUAGAGGAACCGAUUACUGAUUAAGAUGCCAAUGGAUUUUGAGUCAACUGAUAUCUCACUGGAAGAGCUGACUGACGUCCUUUAAAGAUCAUAUUCCAGCGUUACUCUGAUGGACCAGACUGCUACUAAACCUCAUCAGUCACACAACACUCACACAGACACACAUUCUCUGUUUCACUCAGUCUCAACAACGUCCAACCAAUUGCACCAAGUACGUGUUUUUCUUUGACAGCCAUGAUGGAUCACCCAUCUCCCACUACCACUAAUCAGGGGUGAAGGGGGUGAUGGUCUCACACCUGAGGCCUGACACAGACUCUCAUUCACACAGUCUCACACACACACACAUUACUGCAGUUUAUGACACUGAAAUACUUUUAAGAUUUUAACAGUGGUCUGGUUAAUCACUGUAAAGAAAUCUUGAGGUCAUCCUGAACAUGAUCAGUCUGUGAUGUUUGGUUUGGGGCUUCUCCCUGGUUUUGUUUUAACAGAUUUGCACGAGUGUGUGCGUGUUAUAUUUUAUGUCAUUUAGAGAAAGAUGAGGAUUUGUUUUCAGGUAAGUCAAGCAGACUUCAGAGGAGUCUGUUUCUGUUGCAGAUUGUUUGUGUUGAAGAGAAAAUGAUCAGGAAGAGAUGCUUUUAAAGUAAAAAAAGAAGUGCAGAUUAGUGAGGUCAACAAUGCUAUAAUAAAUAAUAAAAAUAGUCAACAAUGGUUGAUUGUAUGACCUGUGUACUGACCGACCCAAAGAAAGGAAAAUAUCUGUGCAGUACACUAUAUUCCAUCACACACCAAUUGGUCUAAAUUAUGGUGUCAAGUUAUUUAAAAAGUGGAGGUUUCUAUAUGGUCUAAUGGAACACUUAGACACUGAAAUUCAGGUUAGUAUGGUAACGGCCAAAAACACACAGAAUUCAUGACUACUACUCACAUCUCCAUAACAAUGGGGCCUGAGAACAGAUUUUGCCCUUAAAUUACUCAGAGAUCCCAAGUUUGUAUUUGAUUUAAUUUUACCUGAAAAUAAAUAGUAGCCUUGUUUUGACCUUUGAUCCUGAUGAAACAGCAUCACUGAACAGGUCUACAACAUGAUUUUAUUGAACAGAUGCACAAAACAAAUGUAAAGAACAGCAGUUUAGUGUUGCAGCUUAUGUUGAUAAAAGGAAAAGGUUUUUGUGGUUUGGGAAUAAUUUCACACCAAACUCAUGACCACACAAUCAGCAGAAUGUGCAACAUCAUAAACAUUUUCCUGGUUCCUAUGCACUAAUCUGUAAUAGGUUUUAUUUUGAUUUUUAAUCGUUUACUGUAUGCACUUCAAGUAAAAAAAAAAAAUCCCUUAAUACAGAUGUUUAUUAGUCUUGCAUGAAAUACACUGUGACUGUGAUGUGACAGUCAGAAAAUUAAAUCCACUUUCAUGUGUUUGACUGUAAAAACACUCAAAACCAUUUUAAUGUUCUUUGCAUUUUAUGAUGUGUUUUAGGCUCAGUGUGGAUCGACAUUGUAGUAAUGUGCUAACAGGGGAACUCCAUUUUUUUAACCUGGGCUCUGUUUUUAGAUAUUUUUGGGUUUGUAUUUUUAUUUGUGACAAAAUGUGUUUACUCUGCCCAGUAUUUAUUUUGAACACAAACUCUGUAACGGGCUAAACAGCUACACAAUGUAAUUGUAUGGGGCAAGUGACAAACGCAAUAAACCGCUUUCGAUAGAGGCAAAUUUGUGCAUUUUAACUCAGUAAAUGAAAAGGAACUUUUUUAAAUGAUUAAUUAUACAGGUAGCCACUUAACUUGCCCUGUCUGUUCAGCGGCACUGCAAUCCACAGACUGUGGUUGAUGAGCUUGUUCCUGGCAGAACUAAGUCAAAACUCGACCAACCAAAAUAAUCUUUGUGCAGCGUGAAAAGACAAACCCAAAAACAUCUAAAAAAUAGUCAGGUCAAAAAAAAAAAAAAAUCAGCGUGUUCCUUUAACAGCAGAAGUAUGUGAAGCAAAGCACAGCCUUUUUUAAAUCUCUUAUUUAAUGUUCUUGCAACAUUCUGAUGUGACAUAUCUGUUUGCAUUAUAAGUUUGAACCAGAUCAUUGUUUUUCAGCAAUUAAAAAUAUAUUCAGCUGUU
Molecule: messenger RNA, 3002 nt
Organism: Thalassophryne amazonica
Lineage: Eukaryota; Metazoa; Chordata; Actinopteri; Batrachoidiformes; Batrachoididae
Gene: lrmda
Product: leucine rich melanocyte differentiation associated
Exons: 7
Coding region: 157-852 (231 amino acids)
Biological process (GO): melanocyte differentiation
Molecular function (GO): protein binding
Source: RefSeq, a predicted model, not a curated record